UACAAAGCUGAGCAACGAACGGGUUGAAUAUCCCUCGAUCAAGGCAUAAAUUCGCAAAAAGCAUUUCAAAAUUCAUACUGCAUACUUUCAUACAACAUGGAAAGAAGCACACCGGCUGAGCUGCAAUGGUUGACUCAACUGGCGACCAUGCGGCAAGCCCUGGAGGAGCUGAAGCUCUCCAAGGACCCCGCAGUGCAGCCCUUGUAUGGUAGCGACCUUGAGCUGGAUCUCGACGAUGAAUAUUUGUCACCUGGGUCGGUGGAUGAUAUCUGGGAUAUCAUCAGUUCCGACGAGGAUGACACAAGUGAUGACCUCGAUGAUAUCCACGGCGUACCCCUCCCUCCUGCUGCCAGUCUUGAUUAUGGUCAAGCCUGGCUCGAAGAAAGAUGCCAAAUUCUAGCGGCUAGUAAGCCGGGGAUUAACGGCACAGAGCUUUCACAACAGAUUACCGCGGCGCUGGCGGCUGAUAGCGGUGACGAUGAGCUUCAGAUGUCCCUGGCGGAGAUUGUCGGCUUCGAUGACCUGGACCUGGUGAUUGAAUUGAUUAGCCAUCGACAAGAAAUUCUCACAAACCGUAUGGUUUCUACCGAAGCACAAACCGAUGGCCUGAUGAUGGGGAAGCUUCAGACUCGAGCGGAACGGGAAAGGGCUCUGCGACAGCAAGACUUUGACCAUAAGCACGCUCCCCUUUUACCAGCUCAGACAAGGGCAGAGCCUGUGUACCCACAUGUUUUCAAGUCUCAUGAAUCUCGCAACACGCUCGCUCUUGGGGGAAAGAAGUAUGGGCUGCCUCUAGGAAGCAAGCAGAUUGAGGAGAAAAACUACACUGAGGUUGAAGUGCCUGCCGCACGCGUGGGGUCUUUGGCUGCAAAUCAGAAAUUAGUCGAAAUUUCCAGUCUCGAUGGUCUAUGCCGCGGAACCUUCAAGGGGUACAAGACACUGAAUCGGAUGCAGAGCUUGCUGUACGAUGUCGCCUACAAGACUAAUGAAAACAUGUUGGUGUGUGCACCUACUGGUGCAGGUAAGACGGACGCUGCCAUGUUGACCGUACUGAACGCGAUCGGCAAAAACACCAUUCCAAAUCCUCUGGAAGAACCAGACGCGACGGAGUUUGCGGUUCAAGUGGAUGAUUUCAAGAUUGUCUACGUCGCUCCUAUGAAAGCGUUGGCAGCAGAGGUCACGGAGAAACUUGGGAAACGACUCACCUGGCUCGGUAUCCAGGUGCGCGAGCUGACCGGUGAUAUGCAGUUGACGAAACGAGAGAUUAUUGAAACACAGAUCAUUGUCACCACUCCUGAAAAAUGGGACGUGGUCACUCGCAAGAGCACUGGUGAUACCGAACUCGUACAGAAAGUGCGCCUUCUGAUCAUUGAUGAAGUACAUAUGCUUCACGACGAACGUGGUGCCGUUAUUGAGUCUUUGGUGGCUAGAACCCAACGCCAGGUUGAAAGCACACAGUCCCUCAUCCGGAUCGUAGGACUCUCCGCUACCUUGCCGAAUUACAUUGACGUUGCCGACUUUCUGAAAGUUAACAAGAUGGCGGGUCUGUUCUUUUUCGACGCUUCCUUCCGACCUGUGCCCCUCGAGCAACACUUUAUUGGAGUCAAGGGAACGCCAGGGUCGAAAAAGUCCCGUGAAAACCUAGAUGUUGUUGCAUUCGAGAAGGUACGGGACAUGCUCGAAUGCGGUCACCAGGUUAUGGUAUUCGUCCACUCUCGCAAGGAUACUGUCCAGACAGCACGAAUGUUACGCCAGAUGGCUGCCGAGAAUGGCUGUGAAGCCCUGUUCAGCUGUCAUGAGCACGAAGACUACUCGAAUGCCUUGAGAGACAUGAAGCAAUCUCGUGCUCGUGAAUUGAGAGAUCUAUUUACCAGCGGUUUUGGUACCCAUCAUGCUGGCAUGACCCGAAGUGAUCGGAACCUGAUGGAGCGAAUGUUCUCCAACGGCCUGAUCAAGGUUCUAUGCUGUACCGCUACUCUCGCAUGGGGUGUCAACUUACCGGCGGCUGCCGUUGUCAUCAAGGGAACUCAGUUGUACAACCCACAGGAAGGUAAAUUCGUGGACCUGGGAAUUCUUGACGUGCUUCAAAUUUUUGGCCGUGCGGGCCGUCCACAGUUCCAGGAUACUGGUAUUGGCUUCAUCUGCACCACGCAUGACAAGCUCAAUCACUAUCUUUCCGCGGUGACUUCGCAGCAACCUAUCGAGUCUCGUUUCUCCAGCAAACUGGUAGAUAACUUGAACGCCGAAAUUUCCCUUGGAACCGUUACCUCUGUUUCCGAGGCAGUACAAUGGCUAGGGUAUUCUUACCUAUUCGUACGUAUGAAACGGGAGCCACGGCACUAUGGUAUUGAAUACGCCGAACUUCGAGACGAUCCAAUGCUGGUACAGAGACGGCGCCAGCUGGUCAUCCAGGCUGCUCGAGUGUUGCAGAAGAGCCAGAUGAUCAUCUUCAAUGAGAAGACAGAGGACCUGAAGGCCAAGGAUGUGGGGAGAAUUGCAAGCCAGUAUUACGUCCUUCAGACCAGCAUUGAGAUAUUCAACGAGAUGAUGCGCCCCCGAGCAGGCGAAGCUGACAUGUUGAAAAUGAUCAGCAUGAGUGGCGAAUUCGACAACAUCCAGUCUCGAGACAGUGAGUCCAAGGAGCUAGAUAGGUUGCGCGAAGAGUCCGUGCAGACAGAACUUGAUGGUGAGAAUGACUCGCCUCACGUUAAAACCAACAUUCUGCUUCAGUCUUAUAUCUCCCGUGCGAGGAUUGAAGAUUUUACCCUUGUCUCUGACACCGGCUAUGUGGCGCAGAAUGCUGCCCGCAUAUGUCGCGCCCUGUUUAUGAUCGCUUUGAAUCGUCGCUGGGGCUACCAGUGUCUGGUUCUGUUGUCACUCUGCAAGUCCAUUGAGAAGCAAAUGUGGCCCUUUGACCACCCAUUCCGUCAGUUUGAUUUGCCCCAGCCGAUUCUGAAAAAUUUGGAUGAAAAGCUACCUUCGUCUUCAAUCGAGUCGAUGAGGGAUAUGGAGCCGGCAGAGAUCGGCCAACUUGUUCAUAAUCAUCGCAUGGGGAAGGUCUUGACAAAGCUUCUCGACAACUUUCCAACACUGAGCGUGGAAGCUGAAAUUGCACCCUUGAAUCGGGAUGUGCUGCGGGUGCGCCUGUCUCUCUACCCCGAAUUCAGCUGGAAUGAUCGACACCACGGUGCCUCGGAAUCAUAUUGGAUCUGGGUCGAGAACUCGGAGACUUCGGAGAUAUACCAUCACGAGUACUUCAUUCUCAGCCGAAGGAAGCUAUAUGAUGACCACGAACUCAACUUCACAAUCCCAUUGUCUGAUCCACUCCCCAGCCAGAUUUACGUUCGUGCUAUUUCCGAUCGCUGGUUAGGUGCGGAGACAGUAACUCCCAUCUCCUUCCAGCAUCUCAUCCGGCCCGAUACAGAGAGCGUAUUCACCGACUUGCUCAAUCUUCAACCGCUCCCGAUUUCUGCUCUGAAGAAUCCAAUUCUCGAAGAGAUCUAUAGCCAACGCUUCCAAUUCUUCAACCCUAUGCAGACGCAAAUAUUUCAUUUGCUUUACCACACGUCCGCAAAUGUUCUCCUUGGGUCACCGACUGGUAGUGGCAAAACAGUCGCUGCAGAGCUUGCCAUGUGGUGGGCUUUCAGAGAAAGGCCCGGGUCCAAGGUGGUCUACAUUGCUCCCAUGAAAGCCCUUGUGCGUGAACGUGUUCAAGAUUGGCGGAAGCGCCUCACCGCAGCCAUGGGGCUGAGAUUGGUCGAGUUAACUGGCGACAACACCCCUGAUACUCGAACGAUCCGAGACGCUGAUAUUAUUAUCACUACACCCGAGAAAUGGGACGGUAUUUCUCGUAGCUGGCAGACCAGAGAUUACGUGCGCAAAGUCAGCUUGGUCAUUAUCGAUGAAAUCCAUCUGUUGGGCGGUGACAGAGGGCCUAUUCUGGAAAUCAUCGUCUCGCGUAUGAACUAUAUUGCCUCGCAAUCCAAGGGCUCGGUCCGCUUGAUGGGCAUGUCGACUGCUUGUGCAAAUGCUACCGAUCUGGCUAAUUGGUUGGGAGUCAAGGAGGGCCUCUAUAAUUUCCGCCAUUCUGUGCGCCCGGUUCCUCUCGAGACCUACAUCGACGGCUUCCCUGAACAGCGUGGCUUCUGCCCACUCAUGCAAUCCAUGAACAGACCGACCUUCCUUGCUAUCAAGAAUCACUCCCCAGAGAAACCGGUCAUUGUCUUUGUGGCCUCUCGACGACAAACUCGGUUAACGGCUAAGGAUCUAAUUAACUACUGUGGCAUGGAAGAUAACCCGCGGCGAUUUGUGCACAUGUCUGAGGACGAUCUCCAGUUGAACCUUGCGAGAGUCAAAGAUGAUGCACUGCGCGAGGCUCUUAGUUUUGGUAUCGGUCUGCAUCACGCCGGUCUGGUCGAGUCUGACCGACAACUCUCUGAAGAGCUCUUUGCCAACAACAAGAUCCAGAUCCUGGUGGCUACCAGCACCCUUGCAUGGGGAGUUAACCUUCCAGCCCAUCUGGUUGUGGUGAAAGGCACGCAGUUUUUUGACGCCAAGAUCGAAGGAUAUCGCGACAUGGACUUGACAGAUGUUCUCCAGAUGCUAGGUCGUGCUGGCCGUCCACAGUUUGACACUUCUGGUGUUGCGCGCAUCUUCACACAAGAUUCAAAGAAAGCGUUCUAUAAGCAUUUUCUCCACACUGGAUUCCCGGUGGAGUCAACCUUGCACAAGGUUCUUGACAACCAUUUGGGCGCUGAAGUCUCUGCGGGCACCAUCGGCACCAAGCAGGAUGCUCUGGAUUACUUGACCUGGACGUUCUUUUUCCGCAGAAUACACAAGAACCCAUCGUACUACGGUCUCGAGAUCUCUGCUGAAGAACACAAUACCAUGGCUGCACAGGCAAUCGCGCAGGAUUUCAUGAUCGACUUGGUGGACAAGUCACUCGGUGAACUGGCCGAAUCAUCUUGUAUACUCCUCGAUUCUGCCACGGGUGAAGUCGACCCGACCCCCUUUGGCAAGAUCAUGAGUUACUACUAUCUGUCUCACAAGACGAUCCGAUACCUCAUGACCCACGCCAAACGAGACCCUUCGUUCCACGACGUGCUGAGCUGGAUGUGCUCUGCAACUGAGUUCGACGAACUACCGGUUCGUCACAACGAAGAUCUGAUCAAUGCUGAACUAGCACGAAAUCUCCCUCUUUCCGUGGAGCCGAUGGGUAAUCUACCCCUCUGGGAUCCGCACGUGAAGUCAUUCCUCCUGUUACAGGCUUAUAUGUCACGGAUCGAUCUGCCCAUUUCCGAUUAUGUUGGUGAUCAAAUCUCUGUUCUCGACCAAGGUAUCCGUAUUCUCCAGGCGUCCAUCGACGUGAUGGCCGAGCUGGGCUAUCUGUCCGCCUGCUGGAAGUUCGUGACUCUACUGCAAUGCAUCAAAUCCGCCCGGUGGCCUGAAGAUCACCCACUCUCCAUCCUUCCCGGCGUUGCCAUUGACGAAGAAAAGCCUCGCGGGGUGCCAGACUCCCUGGUAGCGCUUGCAUCCCUUCCAGCCUCUUCUCUGUCCUCUAUAACGAAAAAACUGCAUCUCCCACCCGCCACAUCCGCGCAGUUCACCAAGGCAACCUCCCAGCUACCCCAGGUGUCCAUUGAUGUGUCUGAGGUCUCAUCCAAGGGACUCACGGUCACCUUGACACGCAGGAACCCCCCUACCAACCCCGAAUACCGCAUCUACGCACCCAAGUUCCCUAAACCACAGACGGAAGGUUAUUUCCUGCUCGUCAGCAGUUCAAACCCCGACGGGUCUGAUGGAGACCUCCUCGCCUUGAAGCGUCUGUCAUGGCCUUCCGCCGAUAGAAUCAAUAGGAACCGGAACCCCAAGCACGGCAAUUUGUCAGUCCGAUCGUCACUCAGGUUUCCGGAGGGUUUAUCUACGUCUUUUGAUGUGACGAAGCGAGUGAAUGUGCGAGUUGUAAGCGACGCGUACGUAGGCAUGGAAUGGAGCAUCGCCGGUAUCUCUCUGCUACCGGAGACGCAGACUGCGGAAUCGAGCGUUCCUGACAAGGCUUAGUCGGUUAUUGAGUGUUGUCUUCGAUCUGAGGCUUGCAAAAUCUAACGUAUAGCCAUCAAAUCAAGAGCCUUGAACUCUACCAUGAGAUACAGCUCCGCCUAUCAUUUAUUGUGUUCGCAUCUGUAAAGAGAUACUAGUAACCCAGGGGAUACAUUCAAUACAUGUAUUUCUAGACCAGUUGAUCAACAAAGCCCCGCUAUGUAAUCAUGAACGCUUCCACACGCCUAUUGCCGGCAACAUG
Molecule: messenger RNA, 6301 nt
Organism: Penicilliopsis zonata CBS 506.65
Lineage: Eukaryota; Fungi; Ascomycota; Eurotiomycetes; Eurotiales; Aspergillaceae
Exons: 1
Coding region: 97-6060 (1987 amino acids)
Molecular function (GO): ATP hydrolysis activity; nucleic acid binding; ATP binding
Source: RefSeq, a predicted model, not a curated record